Molecule: messenger RNA, 783 nt
Organism: Acanthosepion pharaonis
Lineage: Eukaryota; Metazoa; Mollusca; Cephalopoda; Sepiida; Sepiidae
Source: the annotation of a GenBank genome assembly
AUGUUUUUCGUCAGUGGGUCACUCACAAAUUGUUCAGGUUGCGUUUUUCAUUUCCUUUUUUCAUUUUUCCUUUUCUUUCUUUGUUUCUUUUUUUCUUCUUUCUUUCCCACCGUUCGUUUUUUCUUUCUUUCUUUCUUUCUUUCUUUCUUUCUUUCUUUCUUUCUUUCUUUUCGUUUUAUUUUCUUUGCGCUUCCCUCCAUUUAUUAUUCUUUCUUUCUUUCUUUCUUUAUUUAUUUAUUUCUUUCUUUCUUUCUUUUCGUUUUAUUUUCUUUGCGCUUCCCUCCAUUUAUUAUUCUUUCUUUCUUUCUUUCUUUCUUUCUUUCUUUCUUUCUUUUCGUUUUAUUUUCUUUGCGCUUCCCUCCAUUUAUUAUUCUUUCUUUCUUUCUUUCUUUCUUUCUUUCUUUAUUUAUUUAUUUAUUUCUUUUCGUUUUAUUUUCUUUGCGCUUCCCUCCAUUUAUUAUUCUUUCUUUCUUUCUUUCUUUCUUUCUUUCUUUCUUUCUUUCUUUCUUUCUUUCUUUUCGUUUUAUUUUCUUUGCGCUUCCCUCCAUUUAUUAUUCUUUCUUUCUUUCUUUCUUUCUUUCUUUCUUUCUUUCUUUCUUUCUUUUUUUAUUUCAUUUUUUACGAUUACCCUUUAUUCUUUCUUUUUACCCUUUUGUUCUUACUCAUCCAUUCAUUCAUUUUUCUUUCUUUUCGCUUUUUUCUUUGUGUUUUUCCUUCAUUUACCCUUUCUUUCUUUCUUUCUUUCUUUCUUUCUUUCUUUCUUUCUUUCUUUCUUUCUACUAA